Messenger RNA from Python bivittatus (Burmese python), 654 nucleotides. NCBI's taxonomy places the organism in Eukaryota, Metazoa, Chordata, Lepidosauria, Squamata, Pythonidae. The record is from RefSeq and is a predicted model, not a curated record.
AUGGUGAUACUACUUCAUCUAACCACCAAUGAAGCCUUAAUCCGGGCAGUAUACAACCAUAAUGGCAUCAGCCAAGAUUUUGAAGCUUUGCAUUCUGACUUUGGUCCUUUGCUCCGCACUGAAGGCCUCCUUGGUUAUCUCAUUGAAGCCAGGCCAGCCAACGCCUGCCAGCCAAUCAAAGCACCGCCUCUAUCCAAGAGCUUUCCAGUUGCCUACAUUGCUCUCAUCCAGAGAUAUGACUGUCCCUUCACUACCAAGGUCCUCCAUGCUCAGCAAGCUGGCUAUCACGCCGCCAUCGUGCACAACGUCAACUCACAAGCCCUUGUAAUCAUGAUGGGUGAAAAGGAGAUGAGGCAUCAAGUCAACAUCCCAUCCAUGUUUAUCAGCGAAUCAGCUUCCACCCAGCUCAAAAGGAUCUUCCAUUAUGACCAGACAGCCUACGUCAUCCUUAUUCCCGACUGCCAUUGGCUGUCCUGCUGGAAUCACAGAUCCAACUGCCAGUCCAGUCCCCACCAAGGGAAGCAAAGACAUUUGAAGCAGAUGUUCCCCUUCUUGUCCAAUCAGUGUCACAUCUCUGGAAGCACGCAUUACCUGCUCCUUGGUCUCAUGCUGGCGAUCUGGAUAGUAGCUUUCUACAUCAUAUGUUUUCUCUAA